Molecule: messenger RNA, 2520 nt
Organism: Sphaerodactylus townsendi
Lineage: Eukaryota; Metazoa; Chordata; Lepidosauria; Squamata; Sphaerodactylidae
Product: disintegrin and metalloproteinase domain-containing protein 21-like
Exons: 7
Coding region: 1-2367 (788 amino acids)
Biological process (GO): male gonad development; proteolysis
Cellular component (GO): sperm head plasma membrane; external side of plasma membrane; plasma membrane
Molecular function (GO): metalloendopeptidase activity
Source: RefSeq, a predicted model, not a curated record
AUGGCUAGUUGUAUAGAAGACCGGAGGACCUGGCUUUGUUUCCCGUUAUAUGUUAUAGUGGCGGGGUGCAUCUUUCCCUCCAUACCCUCUGAAAUAGUUAUUCCCAGGCGGCUAGAAGAAGGGUCAGGGAAGGCCAAGAAGGAAGACAUUUCUUACAUCAUCCAGGCGGCAGGAAAAGAACACACAAUUCGGCUGAAGAAAAGGAAUAACUUUCUGGUGGAAAACCUGCCAGUCUUCACCUACGAUUCUGAGGGCAGAAAGGUGAAAAGCCACCCCCACAUUCCUGCUGGAUGCUACUAUGAAGGGUCUGUGGAAGGCGUGAAGGAUUCGCUGGUAGCUCUCAGCAUUUGCUUUGGCCUGAGGGGAUUCCUAAAAUUCAGAGGUCUAGAUUACGGCAUCGAACCUUUAGAAGGUUCCCAGACCUUUCAGCAUCUCCUCUACUUGACCAAUAAAACUGGCUUCAGCCCCGCACUCAUUGAGAAUUUCAGGGAAUGGAAAAUAGCCCACUCUGAGGAAGUCCACCGAGAUGUUACCCACUUGUUUAUUCAUCAGAGAUUUAAUAAGGAGCCCUGGGAGUCAUACCAUGGAGAAAUCUGCAAGGCAAAUUUUUCUGUAGCGAUAGACCCCUACCUAAGCAGGGAUCUGGUUCAAUACUCCAAGAUUGUCUCUCAUAUGUUGGGUCAUAACAUUGGCUUACGCCAUGACGGACCCUUCUGUUUUUGCGACCAACAAGCAAGCUGCAUCAUGCAUGGCUUUCAUGCAAAGUUUGCCAUGUUCAGCAACUGCAGCGCAAGAGAGAUGUCACGUCUACGAAUGAACCACAAGCUGGACUGCCUGCGCAACAAGCCACCCUUUACGUUCGUUUUCAAAGUUCCCAAGGGCAUAAUGUGUGCAGAUAUCUUCGGCAAAGAAGCCAGAGCUGCUUCUCUGAGCUGUUUCAGAACGCUGAAUAUGAUUGGGGACCAGAUCGGCAACUGUGGUGGAGACGGACAAGGCUUUGUGAAAUGCAAGGAAGAAAACGUCCAGUGCGGAAGGCUGUAUUGCUCCAAUGUCAUGAAGGAACUCGACCCGUUAACCCAAGCUCAUUUCUUGAUCAACGGUGAGUUUUGCUGGACCAUCAAGUACCAAGAAGGAUACGGUGUCGAAGACGCAGGAGCAGUGCCAGAUGGCACAAAAUGCAACCGAAGAAAGCCUUGCCAGUUGAAGGUCCAGAUGCAAAGAAGAGCGCCCCUUCAGGAAGAAAAAAGGCGCCAUAAAGGCAAGAGGUAUCACCAAGAGCGAAGACCAAAUGCGGCCGGAGCCGUCUCCUAUGUCAUCCCAAAGGCCAAAGAAGUUCACGUCGUUAGUUUUGAAACAGAAGCGAUCAUGCUAAAAAAGUCCCGGUCUUCGCGCGGCAAAAUAUUGUCUGAAACCCGCGGAAGUCUCUGUGAUCAGAAUCAGGCAGCAGCUUUAAUAUCUGCCAGGCAGGUGGGCUUGCUGCAUUUUGCCAUCGCGGUUGCCCACGAAAUAGGGCAUGUUAUUGGCCUGCCGGAUGAUGAGUCAAAGAUUUGUUUCUGUGGCCCUGGCCAUGACUGCAUUAUGAGUCCUCGAAGGCCUUAUGGUGACAACCCUUUCUUCAGUAAUUGUUCUGUUAGAAGUUACUUUGAGGUCAUUCAGUCCAGCAAAGCUCAGUGUUUGAACAACAUUCCAGUCAACAGCAGAUCUUUUGCACUGCGCUCUUGUGGGAAUGGGAUUGUAGAAGAAGGAGAAGAGUGUGACUGUGGGGACAAAGAGCCGUGUAAGAAAGACAUGUGCUGCCAAGAGGAUUGCACAAAGGCAGAGGGGGCAUUGUGCACUUCUGAGUUGUGUUGCAAAGAAUGUGGAGUAGCCCCAGAAGGAACGCUCUGUAGAGAAGCCACGGGCGAAUGUGACUUACCUGAGUAUUGCAAUGGCAAGGCGGUGGAGUGCCCCCCAGAUGUUGCUGUACAAGAUGGAAGCAAGUGCAGCGAAGACGGUUACUGCUAUUCAGGGACCUGCUCUACCCACACGUUACUGCUCCCAGGUGUGGCAAAGGUCUUGUUGCAUGAAUGGCAUGUGUUGGAUGAGCGGCGUGGAGUCGCGAUCCAACAGUUAGUACAGCUUCGAGGCAUUUACCUUUCGAAUCAAAACUGCCACUGCCUCUAUGGCUGGGAGCCUCCAGGGUGUGACAUUCCAGGCUAUGGGGGAAGCAUUGACAGUGGGCCUGCCCCACGAGCCGUGGACUUUAGCAAGGUAGACCUCUACGUUGGGGUUGGCGCUGCUGUUGUCUUUGGCCUUGUUGUAGGUGUCCUGUCUGUCAUGGUUCUUUGCAAAUGGCAGCAAGUGUUCGGUAAUCCACAAGGAGGCUGAGGAAAACCAGAUAAGCGCCUCUUGAACCGGUGGAUGCAAUGAGGUUGAGAAGGCCAUUGGGCAAAAGGGGAACUGCCCCGUAGUACUCUGGAAAUUGGCCCUUGAUCCAGAACCGGCUUGCCUGCCUCACUGACCCAUCUGCUAACCCUUAAA